Messenger RNA from Thunnus maccoyii (southern bluefin tuna), 1226 nucleotides. RefSeq names its product exosome component 7 (gene exosc7). The record is from RefSeq and is a predicted model, not a curated record. Bases 278 to 1153 code for a protein of 291 amino acids. The transcript has 9 exons. Gene Ontology annotation, biological process: U1 snRNA 3'-end processing; nuclear mRNA surveillance; U4 snRNA 3'-end processing. Gene Ontology annotation, cellular component: nuclear exosome (RNase complex); cytoplasmic exosome (RNase complex). NCBI's taxonomy places the organism in Eukaryota, Metazoa, Chordata, Actinopteri, Scombriformes, Scombridae.
UUCAGUUAUCAGUUAAUCCCAUUGUCAACAUCAAACAACCCCCUUUCUCUCUUUAAUGGAGGUUAUAUGAAAGUUAGAGACGACUUUUACAGGCAAAGCACAGCCUGUGUUUGAGACUGGCUGCACCGGUUGGGCGGUGUUUAUCCUCUCGGGACAAUCGCGACAUCCCGGUGAGCAAAGCGGGUAAACUAAAUUUCUCUAUCCGUCGUGUUUUGAUGGCGUAGAAGAAGAGCGACGCACACACGCGCCACUCCUGUUGGUUUCUACCUUCUACAUUAUGGCAACAGUACAAGUUAGCGAGGCUGAGAAAGUGUAUAUUUUACACGGUAUACGGGAUGAUUUGCGAGUGGACGGAAGAGGCUGUGAGGACUACAGACACAUGGAAAUAGAGACGGAUGUGGUGUCCAACACAGACGGUUCAGCCAAAGUCACACUGGGACACACAGCAGUUCUAGUUGGGAUUAAAGCUGACCUUGGAAAACCAAAGCCCAUGUUGCCAAAAGAGGGCUAUUUGGAGUUCUUCGUUGAUUGUUCUGCCAAUGCGACCCCUGAAUUUGAGGGACGAGGAGGCGAGGAGCUGGGGACGGAGCUGAGUAACACUCUCUAUAAAGUCUUUAACAACAAACACAGUGUGGACUUGAAGAGCCUCUGUAUAAGUCCUGGAGAACACUGCUGGGUGCUCUAUGUGGAUGUGCUGCUUCUACAAUGUGAUGGAAACUUGUACGAUGCCAUUUCAAUAGCUAUCAAGGCAGCUCUCUUCAGCACUAAAAUUCCUAAAGUGCAUAUAUCAGCUGACGACGAAGGGGGGAAAGAAAUUGAGCUGUCAGAUGACCCUUAUGACUGUAUGAGACUCAAUGUAGAAAACGUUCCCUGUAUAGUGACGUUGUGCAAGGUGGGCCACAGGCAUGUGGUGGACGCGACUCUGCAGGAGAAGGCGUGCUCUGUGGCGAGCCUGAUUAUCUCUGUCACACACAAGGGCACGGUUACCUGCAUGAGGAAGGUGGGUGGAGGCAGCCUGGACCCAGAGAGCAUCUUUGAAAUGACGGAGGCAGGUAAACGUGUUGGGAAAGCCCUUCAUGCGCCGCUCAUGAAGCUGUUGCAGCAGGAGGAAAGUUUGGGAACAAAACGACAGAAAGUGGGCUUCCUUGGUUAGGAUCAAGUACUGUAUCUACAGUAUGUGUGUACAUGUAAACAUAAUUUUCUAAUAAAACUUUUAAUUUGUACAA